GCGGGGGCUCCGCGCGCUGCUUAGUCACCCCCCCCCGCCCCCCCCCUCGGCCCCCCCCCCUUUUCCCCCCCCCGCCGCCUCCCGACGACGACCGGGGCCGCGUCCAUGGCCGGGUUCUCAUCGCCCGCCGCCCCCCCUUAGCCGCCCCCCCGCGCCGCGCCGCGGUGGGGGGGAUGCCGGGGCCAUGUCCUCCCCGCCGCCCCCCGAGUGCCAGGCGGAGGUGACCCCCUCGCCGGGGGGGUCGGGUUCCUUCCGCUACAGCCUGGAAGAACACCCCAAGGCCGCUUUGGCCAUCAUGAACCAGCUGCGGCUGUCGGGACAGCUCUGCGACGUCACGCUGCGGGUCCGGUACCGUCGCGACGUCCCGCCGGCGGAUCUCCCGGCGCACAAGGUCGUCCUGGCGUCGUCCAGCCCGGUGUUCAGGGCCAUGUUCACCGCGGGGCUGCGCGAGGGGGGGAUGGAGGUGGUCCCCAUCGAGGGGGUGCACCCGCGCGUGAUGGAGCGGCUGGUGGAGUUCGCCUACACGGCGUCCAUCUCGGUGGGCGAGAAGUGCGUCCUGCACGUCAUGAACGGCGCCGUCAUGUACCAGAUCGACAGCGUCGUCCGCGCCUGCUGCCAUUUCCUCGUCCAGCAGCUGCACCCCAGCAACGCCAUCGGCAUCGCCAACUUCGCCGAGCAGAUCGGCUGCCUCGAGCUGCACCAGAAGGCCCGCGAGUACAUCUACAUGCACUUCGCGGAGGUAUCGAAGCAGGAGGAAUUCUUCAACCUCUCGCACUGCCAGCUGGUGACCCUGAUCAGCCGGGACGAGCUGAACGUCCGCUGCGAGUCGGAGGUUUUCCACGCCUGCAUCAACUGGGUGAAACACGACUGUCCCAACCGCCGCCUCUACGUCCAGGCUCUGCUCCGCGCCGUCCGCUGCCAUUCCCUCACCCCCCACUUCCUCCAGAUGCAGCUCCAGAAGUGCGAAAUCCUCCGCUCCGACUCCCGGUCCAAGGAUUACCUGGCGCAAAUCUUUCAGGAUUUGACCCUCCAUAAACCCACCCAGGUCUUACCCUGCCGUACCCCCAAAGUGGGGCAGCUCAUUUACACGGCCGGCGGAUAUUAUCGUCAGUCCUUGAGUUUUUUGGAAGCUUACAACCCCCGGGACGGGUCGUGGAUCCGUUUAGCCGAUCUUCAGGUUCCUCGGAGCGGUCUGGGGGGUUGCGUGGUGGGGGGGGCUUUUUUAACUUAGCCGUGGGGGAUCGGAAUGAAAUAUUCCCCCGACGGAAACCGGAACUCGGCGCGCCAUCGUUGUUAUAACCCCAUGACCGACCAGUGGUCCCCCUGCGCCCCCAUGAGCGUCCCCCGCAAUCGCAUCGGGGUGGGGGUCAUCGACGGCAUGAUUUACGCCGUGGGGGGGUCGCACGGAUGCAUCCAUCAUAGCAGCGUGGAGAGGUACGAGCCGGAGAGGGACGAGUGGCAGCUGGUGGCCCCCAUGCUGACGCGCCGGAUCGGGGUGGGGGUGGCGGUUCUCAACCGUCUCCUUUACGCCGUGGGGGGGUUCGACGGCAGCGCCCGCCUCAGCUCCGCCGAGUGCUACCCCCCCGGGGACGCCUGGAGAGCCAUCGCCCCCAUGGCCACCAUCCGCAGCGGCGCCGGGGUCUGCGCCCUCAAUAAUUGCAUUUACGCCAUGGGGGGCUACGACGGGACGGACCAGCUCAACAGCACCGAGCGUUACGAGGUGGAGACGGACACCUGGACCUUCGUGGCGCCCAUGCGGUACCGGCGCAGCGCCCUCGGCGUCACCGUCUACCAGGGCAAGAUCUACGUCUUGGGGGGCUACGACGGCCACACGUUCUUGGAUUCGGUGGAAUGUUACGACCCGGUCGCCGACGCCUGGACGGAGGUGACGCGGAUGACGUCGGGACGCAGCGGGGUGGGGGUGGCCAUCACCAUGGAACCGUGCCGAAAACAAACCGACCGAACCGAUUGUCCGUGCUAACCCCGGCGCCGCCGUGGUGGAGGGGUGGGGGGGGUCGGGGUGGGGGGGGAAAAACCGGCCGCGGCGCAGCCGCGGCGCAGCCGAGGGGGCUGCGGGUUUUUUUACCCACCCUCCUCCCUUCUCCUUUUCCCCACGGCGGCGGGUAAACGCGUGGCGAGGGGGGGGGGGGGCCGGGAUGUUGGCCUGCCGCCCCUGCGCCUCACUUGGCCACAAGGACAGCUCACGGGGGGGCCGUGGCACCCCCAAAUUCCCCCCUCUCCCGGUUUUGGGGAGGAGGGGGGGGGGCAGCCGGAUUCGCACCCACCUUCCAGCCCGGCAGCCGAUUGACUGGUUUUAAUGAUUUCCAAAUCCCGUUGUUACAUGAAUAAAAGAGACUUUUGUGAUUAA
This is a messenger RNA of Aquila chrysaetos chrysaetos, 2368 nucleotides long. RefSeq names its product kelch like ECH associated protein 1 (gene KEAP1). Lineage: Eukaryota; Metazoa; Chordata; Aves; Accipitriformes; Accipitridae. Gene Ontology annotation, molecular function: transcription factor binding. The record is from RefSeq and is a predicted model, not a curated record.